Messenger RNA from Lates calcarifer (barramundi perch), 6439 nucleotides. RefSeq names its product abl interactor 2. Gene Ontology annotation, molecular function: SH3 domain binding. Gene Ontology annotation, cellular component: lamellipodium. NCBI's taxonomy places the organism in Eukaryota, Metazoa, Chordata, Actinopteri, Centropomidae. The transcript has 12 exons. The coding region runs from base 90 to 1913 and encodes 607 amino acids. The record is from RefSeq and is a predicted model, not a curated record.
AUUUCCCACCGCUCCUGAAGGCAGCAAGAUGCGUCCGGUCAGCGCGCGCUGCAGCCGUUAGUGUUUUAGUAGUAAAACACCAUGUAAAGAUGGCGGAGCUACAGAUGCUGCUGGAGGAGGAAAUUCCUGCGGGACGGAGAGCGUUACUGGACAGCUUCACCAACCUGGAGAGAGUGGCAGAGUACUGCGAGAGCAACUAUGUCCAGUCUGCAGACAAGCAGCGAGCGCUGGAGGAGACGAAGAGCUACACCACCCAGUCCCUGGCCAGCGUCGCCUACCUCAUCAACACGUUGGCCAACAACGUGCUGCAGAUGCUGGACAUCCAGGCCUCGCAGCUCCGCCGCAUGGAGAGCUCCGUCAACCACAUCUCACAGACUGUUGACAUUCACAAAGAGAAGGUGGCGAGGCGGGAGAUUGGCAUCUUGACCACCAACAAGAACACGUCACGCUCGCAUAAAAUAGUUGCUCCGGCAAAUCCCGAGAGACCGGUGCGCUACAUCAGGAAGCCCAUCGACUACAGCGUGCUGGAUGACAUUGGACAUGGAGUCAAGUGGUUGUUGAGGUUCAAGGUGAACGGCCAGCAGAACAUGAAACUAGGAGGGGGUCUGUCCCGGUCCAACCCCCCCACCCAGAAACCGCCCAGCCCCCCGAGGGCAGGCAAGGGCAUCUUAGGGAAGAACUCCCCCUACAGGACCUUGGAACCAGUGCGCCCCCCUGUGGUGCCCAACGAUUAUGUCUCCAGCCCCACCAGAAACAAUAUGGCCACGGGGCAGCUCCCCAGUCCGGCGCGCACCGCCACCCUCAACCAUCGACCCCGCACAUACAGUGGCAGCAGUGGAGGCAGUCAUCCCAGCAGCAGCAGUCGAAGCAGCAGCAGGGAAAACAGCGGCAGUGGCUGUGUGGGAGUUCCCAUCGCCGUGCCGACACCCUCCCCACCCUCCACCUUCCCAGUUUCCCCGACUGCUGGACCAGCUAGCUCCUCAUCCACUGCUCCUAACUCCUCCCCUUCCCCCUCCCCAACUCCCUCCUCCUUCUCCUCCUCCUCCUCCACCACAACCUUAACACAACCCAACGCACCCUUGCCACCAAACUCACCCUCUCACCCUGCUGACUCCCCUCCUCAAUCAAACUCGCAAUCGAAUGCACCACCACCCGCCACCGUCUCCUCCCCGUCCUCUAACCCCGCCUCCAGCACAUCUGAGACCCAGUUGGGUGUUUUGCCUGGAGAAGUGUCUCCUCUCCUUCCUCCUGCCCUUCCUCCUCUUUCCUCCUCCUCCUCUUCCUCAUCACCUGCUGAAGGUCCUAUUGUCCCUCAGUUCUACAGUAUGAACCGGCCUCAGCCACGACAGCAGACUCCACAGGUGGGGGGGUCACUGCCAUACCGCCGCCCCCCCUCUGUGACCGGUCAGCCAAUUGUAACACAGAACCAAGUCAACGGAGGUCCCUACUACAACCAAAGCCCAGCCUCCCCACCACCCCCAUCCCUCCUCCAGUUCACCCCCCAACUCCCUCUGAUGGGUUUUGUUGCGCGAGUCCAGGAGUCCAUUUCAGAUGCUCCCCCUCCUCCCCCUCACCCAGAUGCCAAUCCUGAAAACCAGUCAGGGCCUGAGGAGCCCCUGCCUACUCCUCAGCCACUGGAAGAUGGACAUGAAGAGGAGGACUCAGCAGUAGUGGAGUACAAUGACCCGUACGCUGAGGAAGACCCACCGUGGGCCCCCAGGAGCUACCUGGAGAAAGUGGUGGCCAUCUACGACUACACAGCUGACAAAGAGGAUGAGCUAUCGUUCCAGGAAGGAGCUAUCAUCUACGUCAUCAAAAAGAACGAGGAUGGGUGGUUCGAAGGGGUGAUGAAUGCGACCACGGGUCUGUUCCCCGGAAACUACGUCGAGUCCAUCAUGCACUACGCCGACUGAUAGAAAAGACGAAGAACGUUGUUGUUGUCUUGUCUGUUCAGUCCUCUGUUGUCUCACAGCUCCAGUUCAGUGUCUUGGAGCUGAGCUAGAAGGGAAGAACUGACUUGCAUCCAUUUUGUUUUUGGUUCCUUUAGAUCCUUACUAACCAAUCACAAGCAAACCUGAGCUUGUAAACAAAAAAAAUCAUCGGUUCACUAACAUUUUAUCGGGAGUAUACGAGAGAAUCUGAUUCUCACUCCUGUAGGUGACGUUUGUUCUGCUGUCUGAGCUACAUCCCUCUCUUUCUACCCCCACAGGACUGAGAGGCGUCUUCAGUGUCAUCGUGUGACCAGUGUUGAUGAGUUUGGUGUGAAGGUUCACAAACGUUUCUUUGACCAAAAAAUGAAGAUGUGUUUUUAGUUUUCUUGUGAUCACAAAAAAAUUAUUUCAAUACUCAACAUACCAAGUUUGUUUUCUUGUAAUCACAAAAUAAUUUUCUUGAUGCUCAGUGACAGUUAGCAUUAAAAUAAAUCACGCUCCCUUUUCACAUUACCACAGUUUUGCUAAAAAUGGAAAAGUUUUUUCUUUGCAUUUUAAAAAAGUUCAUUCGACAGUGUUGUGAAAACAAUGACUGGUCACAUCUGCAAAAACAAUUGAAAACGCAGUAGUAUGCAGCCUUGCCAGUAGAUGGCGAUGUAACUUGAUGGUCUGCAGCACAAACAUAGAUUGAUAGUCCACUAUUGGUGUUUUCCUGUGAUGGGGCAGCAUCGUCACAGUUUUCCCAUUAACUGCAUGUUGCCAGUUUCAGUUACAGAUCAUAGCUAAUUCACCUGUUUCUAAUGAAGCAGUUUUGUUGUUAAGAGACACUGAAAAUACAAAAGUAAGUAGUUUGUCUCUUUCUUGAUGGAAGAGGCCAUGAAGUUGUUUUUUUCUCCUUUGUCAAGAUGGAACAGAAACAGGAAAACAGGUCUUGUUAUGUUCAGGUCAUUGAUUCUUUUGUGAGCACCAGAAAACAAUGCAUUGAAUUUAACUACUUGUACACUACAAUAUGUCCACUCUGGGCUUCUGUAGCUCACUUCACAUUAUUUCUUCUCUCUGCCCUCCUCUCACCCCAACCCACAACAGAAGACAGUCUUUCCCCUGAGGUGAAGACUGAGAUUAUUUUUAGUAUUAACCAUGUGAUAAUCCCAGAUUUUAAAAACACAGACUGAGAGGAAGCUGUGCAAAAUCUACCCUUGCCCUAAACACUGAAUCCACAAACAUUCUUCCCCCAUUUUUUCUUUCCAUUCUCUGAAACACUUUGAAUAUCCUGCCUUGGCCAUACUUUUGACUCAUGACAUCGGCCAAUCAAGAAAAAUUGCACUUAACACUUUACACUCUACUUAAUCACACUAAUACUUAAAGGGUAACUCUACUGAAGUGGACGAUUGUCCUGCACCGAUUCCAAAGAUUUUUGUGCCUAUUAAUAAUUUACUCCCAAAACAUGGAGAAUAAAGCCCAGGUUCAAAAAUACCAGUUAUCCUUCAAGUGUGGUUUACUGAUUAUCAAAAGUGAUGAUUUAUUGGAUAUUUAGAGCCCCCUAGUGACAAAAUAUUUGCAAAGGCAGGUCUAGCAUUUUGUCAUUUGUGGAUGAAACAGGCUUUAAAGUUAUAAUCCUUCAGAUUUCAGUCCUGGUGGUUUAAUACCAGUCAGAAAUGCCAAUAAGAUAAAGGUCAGUCACAAACAUUGUCAGAUUUUUAAUGAAGUUCUGAGAUAAUAUGAGAGUAUUAAUUAUUGUAGAACUUGUAUGACAAGGUUUUAGUACCAGAUACUAAGCUGUGUAAAUAUACACAUCCCUUCAAAAGUACUUUGAACAGAGUCUAGAACCAGCUGUUUCCUUCAGUCCUGGACAAAGUGCUUAUUUCAAACUGCAGAUUUUCACUUUUACAGUCUCACCUCAUCUCUUCGUCCUUGUUCUCCUGUUCUCGUCGUUAUAACAGAAGCAAUCAACCAGACUCUGUUUAGGUUUCUGAUACUGUAGCAGAGCUGGAGCAUUAAGUGGCCAGUCGAUGUCUAACUAACGACGACUAAACUGACCACAACACCUACACACUAUGACACCAGACGAGUGUUUGAACCAGUUUAUUUUCAGAUGUGUCCAACUCCUUGCUCCUUUGCCCUUCGCCAUGACGAAUACCGCCAACCUUCCUAUUUUCUGAAGAGCCUUAUAUUCAUUUUUUUUGUCCAUGAAUUAAAAAGACAUGCUGAGGACUCAGAGAGAGGAAGGAAGGAAUCAAACUGCAAUUGAAGAACGACAAUAACAAAGUUUUCAUUUGUAGAUAAAGUGGAAACUGUCCUGUGUUUUUGCCGAGCCAUAAACUUUGUUAUCGUCACUCGUCCCUCUCUGAUGUGAAGUCUGUACAUUGAGCCUCUUUGUGUGUUUUCUAGUGGCUGAAAAGUGCCUGUUAGUUUAGUGCAGAUGAGUCUUCUUGCCACAAGGAAAGAAGCAAAGGAAACAGAGUCACCUGAAUGCACCAGGUGACCAGUCUAGGGAGGAAGACCUUUUAAAGUUCAGGUGUUUUUCCUCCAGCCUGGGUCUUAUAGUUAGGACUUGUCAUAAAAAGUCUUAAAGGCAUGAAACCAAACAAAGAUGAAGUCUCAGCCUCUUCAACACUAAAACUCCUCUGAAACCCCAAAUACGGACAUUAAUUUUGCAAAAUCAUACAGUUUGGGUCGGGUUAAGACAGUCCUCUAAAGAUUCAUUCCAAACUUCUUUAGGAAAUUGAACUAUUUAACAUUAAUUCACAUAUAUUUGAAGUUCUCUGUUUGAUGUUUGAUCCUGGUUUUGGUUUUCCUGCCUCAGAACGUCCUGUAGUCGUGUUGUGAAGUGGACCUAAUGGAAAACACCUGGUGGAGAUUUUUUUGGACUUGUUGCCAGUUUUGAAGUUUACAGUGUGUUUGCCUGCAUGCCUGACAUAUAACUUACAUUUUUAUUCAGUGUUUUUAUAUUCUUUUUCUUUUUUGUCACCAACUUGCUUUAUUCUCUCUGUUUGAUCAGCUGAUGUUUUCAUUAUUAUUAUUAUUAUUAUUUUGAUUGUAAUGGCCCUUUAAGAUGCAGGCGACUAUUAGUGCCAUAUAUCAGUGUGUUGUGGUGUGACUGCAGGUGUGUGUGUGUGAACCAGUAUGAACCAAACCUUCCCUCGUGGACUCUUGUUGACUGAAGUGACCAUGGACCUGAAAACAGUGUUUCCUUGUUGUACAGUGUUUAUUUAAGUUUGACCUCAAAAACCAGAGUACACCACGUUAAUGCUCCUGUUGCGCGAGUGGAUAGAGCAGCGUUAUGCCCACACUAAUAUGUUUUAGUUUUAAAACUCAUCACCGUUGCUGCUGUUACACCUGGUUUCAGCACUACUCUGGAGUUUUCAAGUCUCUAAGACAGAGACUUUUGGAAACAUUGCUGGGCCUGUUCUUAUCAGUUAUGACCUGAUUGGUCACGCUCUCAACUGCCAGUGAUGGACUUUGCUAGCAGGUAUAAAAUUUGUAUAAAAUUUGUUUGUCUUGCUGUUCCUUGUUGGUAGUAUUUUCUGCAAUUAAACAACCAACUGCAGAGUAAACAAUCUACUUCCUGUUUACACCGACAUGGACAUUCCCAGUGUACCUGAAUGGUCAUUGAAUGGUCACGUGAUAUUCAUUUUCAGGCGCGUUAGUAACAGAGCAGAUUACUUCUGAUACGGAGCUGUUUUAAAAUGAAAACACAUUAGUGUUUCCACACUUGUUGACAUUUUCAGUCUGGACUUUCAGAGUAAGAGAACCACAUCCCCUCUGUUAAAAGCUCUCACUGGCUUGGUUGUUUUCAGAACCAGGGAAACUGGGAUCAACGAGUUUGCCAACUUGUGACGCUCAAGUUACAGGUCUGUUUCUGGUCACCUGGAUCUGCAGGCUCUUGACCAGCUUUGGCGUACUCUGGUUUUUGUUUUGCCUGCAACAUCCCUUUAACCAGUGUUCGCUGAGAGAUGAGAUGAUGAGUGAAACGUGGGCGGACGGCUUCUCUGAGGCUGAUUUUUAUCAGGAAUCUGCUUCAUCUUUCUCCCUGCAGAUGAUAGUCCUGAAAACCAGCUUCAUUCUGGAUCUGGUUCCAAAGUUAGCAAAUCACACAAAACAUGAGAUAUUUCUCUUCCAGUUAUUCUAUUCUUCAUAUUUGCUAUUUAGGAUAUUAUUCAUACAAGUCUUUAAUGAGGUAAAGAAGGUGGCCCUGGUCAGUGUUGGCACAUGAACCAAAUGUGUCUUUAAUUAUUCCCGUUUUCCAGAAACAGAAAACUCAAGAGACGACCUAAACAAUGAAGCAUUUCCAUAAAAGUUAAUAUAUUUAGACUCAUGUAAACCUGCUACUCGUCAGAUGAGCUGUACUUUCCUUUUUAGAUCUUCUUCCCUCUCUCAACAUAUUAAUCUGAUCCUCGGUCAGCUCCACAGCACAUUCCUGUUAGAACAUGACGCCUGGAGAAGCUCUCUGUUGAUCUUUUGUAAGAAAGAAGUAAAGUGAAAAUUACUGAGUAAAUGUUUUAACAGCC